Neltuma alba is the source of this 1525-nucleotide messenger RNA. Its product is annotated as LOB domain-containing protein 36-like. The coding region runs from base 86 to 1345 and encodes 419 amino acids. The record is from RefSeq and is a predicted model, not a curated record. NCBI's taxonomy places the organism in Eukaryota, Viridiplantae, Streptophyta, Magnoliopsida, Fabales, Fabaceae. The transcript is spliced from 4 exons.
UGCUUCAAUUCUCUUGCUCUCAUAAUCUAUAUUAUUCUGCGCUCAGUUGUCGUCUCCAUUCACACACCAGUACUGACUGGAAAUAAUGUCAUCAUCGAAAACUCCGUGUGCCGCGUGCAAGCUUCAGAGGCGAAAAUGCACUCAAGAAUGCGUCUUCGCACCAUACUUCCCGCCGGACAACCCUCGCAAGUUCUCUAACGUCCAACAGGUGUUCGGCGCUAGCAAUGUUUCUAAGCUUCUCACCGAGCUCAACGUGGCUCACCGCGAAGAAGCCGUCAGGUCUUUGGCUUACGAAGCCGAGGCUCGGCUCCGAGAUCCAGUCUACGGCUGCGUCGGCCUCAUCUCUGUGCUCCAGCAGAGGCUGAGGCAUGUACAAAAUGAAGUCGACAAGGCGAAGAAGGAGCUCGCUACUUAUAUAGGCCCUCAGGCUCUACAACCCAUGGUUCCCGUUUUAGACCCUCAUCAUGGAAUGGUCCCGCUUCACCCUAACCACCAGGGCAAUGUUUAUGGUCCCUCAGUUUUCCCGUACAAUAACAUGCCGCCGCAGGCUAUGGCGGCGCGCGGCGGACAACUGGUGAUUCGUGAACCUCAGCAGCAGCAUCGUGACGAGCAGCAGAUGUUGGGGUCGCAGUUAGCGACGGAUAUGGAGGUGAGGCAGGUGCAAGAGUUGUUUGGGAUUUAUGAUCAGCAACAACAACCGCCGACGACGCAGCAGCAGCAGAAGGACUUUAUGAGUUACGGUGGCGGAGGGGGAGCUGAAAUGGGCUCGGUUUCUGGGAGUGGGUUUAAUCAACCUCCAGAAAUGUCGCCAUCGCUGGCUUUGAACACAUAUGACAACACUUACCGUUCAGUACAACUACAGCAAAGCCAAGGAGGAGAUCAGCAGCAUCACCAUCAUCAACCUCCGCGCCACCAUCUUCAAGAACAGAUGCUUCUACCGCCGCAGCAGCCACACAGCCACUUUUAUCGCCGCAGCAACUGCAACCGCAGCCUCCGGCCCAUCAGCUUCAGGCGCAGCAGCAUCAACAUCACCGUCAUCAGCUUCAGGAGCAGCUGUUUCUACGGCCACAACAACCGCAACCGUAUCAGGAUCAGCAUCAACAUCAUCAGCCUCCGCACAAUCAGCUUCAGGAGCAGCUGCUUUUACAGCCGCAUCAACAUCAAGAGCAAUCGGAGGACACGGAUGGUAGGAGCGUCGGUCCUUCUUGAUUUUCCAGUUCUGCAGAUUUUGCGCCUUAGACAGUAUCGUCCAACAUUUUUAACUUUGUUCUUACCAGAUGAUUUCGCAGAGAUGAUGUUCCCAGAGAUAUAUGGGCAAAUAUUGCGUACGUGUGACCCUGCAUAAUUUUUUUUGGCAUUGAAGAGAGCUUCGGAGACCGAGAACCGUUUUUGAAAGUAAGAUAUUCUCAUCGAUCGAUAUUGGAGAGAACUGCAUAUUUCAAGCGAAACUAUGUUCUAUCUCUUUUCUUUUGUUUUUUUUUUUUUUAUUAGCUAAAGUUGUAAAUCAGAAUUUAGAAAGCAAGCU